ACAGUCGUUGACGGGGCAGAAUCUCUACAAUGCGCGGGAGACCUUCGCCGAGUGCGGUGGUUCCACUGCUGGCGUCCUGGUGCCUCCUCGCCACUGCAGUGGCGAAGCCAGAUUCGCGUUAUGAUCUGAAGAAGGACAUCAUCUUCGAAAUUACUUACCCCGAGAGUCUGAGGUACACGUUUCGGGCCAGGCCGGCGCUCGAGUUUGGUACGCCGUUCGUGAACAAGUUAUCGCACGUGGGCCUGGUGGUGUCCGAGCCGCUGCACGGAUGCGACAACCUCAUCAACCGUCUCGAGAUCCGGAACAACGUGGUGUUCGUCCAGCGCGGCGUCUGUUCGUUUCUCACCAAGUGCGUGGAGGUGCAGCGCAACGGAGGGCUGGCCGUCAUCGUGGCAGGCAGCGAUCUGGGCAACGGCUUCGGUUACGUGGAAAUGACGAACGACGGCACGCGGCGCAACUGCAGCAUACCUGCGGCAUUCCUGCUGGGCAGGGACGGCUACAUGAUCCGCGAGGGCCUCCGGUUGCUCGGCCUUCGACGCGCGAUUGUCAACGUCCCGCUCAACUUUAGCGACGGGACAGUGGUUCACCGGCUCCGUCAGCCGCCGUGGCUUGAUUGGGAGCCUGAGUGGUGGAAAGUUAUUCUUGACGUCCUGCAAGGCAAGUAUUAGCGCGCGGCGGACAACUCCCACGUCGGGACAGUCAGACCAAGCCGGUGUCCGCUGG
Molecule: messenger RNA, 723 nt
Organism: Rhipicephalus microplus (southern cattle tick)
Lineage: Eukaryota; Metazoa; Arthropoda; Arachnida; Ixodida; Ixodidae
Product: protease-associated domain-containing protein 1
Source: RefSeq, a predicted model, not a curated record